This is a messenger RNA of Diaporthe amygdali, 1299 nucleotides long. RefSeq names its product nadh-dependent flavin oxidoreductase. Bases 1 to 1299 code for a protein of 432 amino acids. Gene Ontology annotation, molecular function: FMN binding; NADP binding; NADPH dehydrogenase activity. The record is from RefSeq and is a predicted model, not a curated record. NCBI's taxonomy places the organism in Eukaryota, Fungi, Ascomycota, Sordariomycetes, Diaporthales, Diaporthaceae. The transcript has a single exon. Gene Ontology annotation, cellular component: intracellular anatomical structure.
AUGUCGGGGCUGUACCCAAUCACCAAGCCGGUUGUUCCUCCCAGUCAGGCCCCAAGCAAGCCGUCUCUUUACAACAAACCAGCUGAGGGCGUGCCCUUUUUUACUCCAGAGCAAUCGCUGCCCUCAGGGACAGCUCUUGAUCCUCAACCAAACGGCAAGGCCAUACCGAAACUCUUCACCCCGAUCACAAUUCGGGGUGUGACUUUCCACAACCGCAUCUUCCUCUCUCCUCUUUGCCAGUAUUCUGCCAUUGACGGUGUGCAACAACCAUGGCACACCGCUCAUCUAGGUGGCAUCAUCUCCCGGGGCCCAGGUCUGUCUAUUUUUGAGGCAAGCGGGGUCCAGGCGAGAGGCCGCAUCACUCCUGAAGACCUCGGCAUCUGGUCCGACGCUCAUAUCCCUGGGCUGGCGCAACUUGUCCAGUUCGCCCACUCCCAAGGCCAGAAGGUCGGCAUCCAACUUGCCCAUGCCGGUCGCAAGGCCAGCACCGUGGCACCUUGGCUGAGCUUCGGAGCUGUAGCUGACAAAGACGUAAACGGGUGGCCGGACGACGUCGUUGCGCCGAGUGCUUUGGCGUAUGCGGAUGAUCACUGCCAGCCGAGAGAGUUGUCCCUCAAGGAGAUCGAGGAGCUCAAGGCGGACUUUGUCCGCGCCGCAACGCGAGCUGUGGCUGCUGGCUUCGACGUUGUGGAAUUACACAACGCGCACGGGUACCUCCUCCACGAAUUCCUGUCCCCAGUAUCCAACAAAAGGACGGACAAGUACGGCGGCAGCUUCGAAAACCGGGUACGUCUGACCUUGGAGAUUGUGGAGGGAAUCAGAGCCGCUAUUCCCAAGGACAUGCCCUUUUUCGUCCGAAUUUCUGCCACCGAUUGGCUCGAGGAGGUACCCGAAUUCCCCGAGAGCUGGACUGUCAGGGAUAGCAGCAAGCUGGCCAGUCUGCUUGCUGAGCGCGGCGUCGAUCUUCUUGACGUUUCUUCCGGCGGGUUGCACCCAGCUGCCAAGGUCAAGGGCGGACCAGGAUACCAGGUUCCAUUCAGCAAGGAAAUCAAGAAGGCGAUUGGUGACAAACUGCUCGUUUCUGCUGUUGGUAGCAUCAGGGAGGGCAAACAGGCCGAAGAGAUUCUGACCAGCGACACUCCUCUUGACGUUGUGUUUGCUGGAAGGAUGUUCCAAAAGGACCCAGGCUUGGUCUGGACCUGGGCUGACGAUUUGGAUAUUGCCAUCAGCGUGGCCAACCAGAUUGCAUGGGGCUUCGGCGGCAGGGCGUCCAGGCCCUCGAGAAAGUCAGACUCCUAA